This is a messenger RNA of Phoenix dactylifera (date palm), 1673 nucleotides long. The record is from RefSeq and is a predicted model, not a curated record. NCBI's taxonomy places the organism in Eukaryota, Viridiplantae, Streptophyta, Magnoliopsida, Arecales, Arecaceae.
CGGGCCAAUCGCUCGAACUCAUCUUCUUUCCCGUACCAAAAGAGUAAAACCAUCCUAAAAAAAAUUGGAGUGAGAGAGAGAGAGAGGGGGGAAGAAGAAGAAGAGGAGACCGAACUCUAAAUCUAGGGUUCCCAAGUUGGCCGGAACUCCGAUCCCGCUCCGAGCCCCGGCGGCGAUGAGCUGAUGAGCAAUGGGCUGCGCCUUCGGCAAAGACGCGUCCCCUGCCCCCUCCUCCGCCUCCGUCAGGCGGAAGAAGGAGCGGACCGCGCGCCCCGUCGCCUCCGACCGCAAGUCCCAGGCCGCCCUCUCCAAGAUCGAGACCGCCGUCGUCGAUGCCCCUGCUGCCGCCGCCGCGGUCCGGGCGGAGAAGGCGGAGCGCCUGGCCGGGGAGCGGCCCCACGGGCGGCGGCGGCAGCGGGCCGAUCCUAGGCUUGGCAACCCCCCGGGGCAUAUACACGGCGAGCGGGUCGCCGCCGGGUGGCCUUCCUGGCUCUCCAUCGUCGCCGGAGAGGCUAUCAAGGGGUGGACGCCCCGCCGGGCCGAUACCUUCGAGAAGCUCGCGAAGAUUGGGCAAGGGACUUAUAGUAAUGUUUACAAGGCUAGAGACACAUUAUCGGGUAAAAUUGUGGCAUUGAAGAAGGUCCCUUUUUCACCAAAAAAAAAAAAAAAAAAAAAGGUCCGUUUCGAUAAUUUGGAGCCGGAGAGCGUGAAAUUUAUGGCCAGAGAGAUCAUCAUACUGCGACGGUUGGAUCACCCCAAUGUAGUGAAAUUGGAGGGUUUAGUGACCUCCAGGAUGUCUUGUAGUUUGUAUCUGGUUUUUGAAUACAUGGAGCAUGACUUGGCUGGUCUUGCUGCCAGCCCUGGAAUCAAGUUUACAGAACCUCAGGUAAAAUGUUUUAUGCAUCAGUUGCUCUCAGGGCUUGAGCACUGUCACAAUAGGGGUGUGCUGCACCGUGACAUUAAGGGAUCAAAUCUUCUAAUUGAUAAUGGUGGGAUGCUUAAGAUUGCAGACUUUGGGUUGGCGACCAUCUUUGAUCCCAACGACAAGCAUCCUAUGACUAGCCGGGUGGUCACACUUUGGUAUAGGCCCCCUGAGCUUCUGUUGGGUGCAAAUGAUUAUGGUGUGGGUGUAGACCUCUGGAGUGCAGGCUGCAUUCUUGCAGAAUUGCUGGCUGGGAAGCCUAUAAUGCCAGGGCGAACUGAGGUUCAGUCUCUGCAUAAGAUUUUCAAGCUGUGUGGCUCCCCCUCAGAAGAAUACUGGAAGAAGUCAAAGUUGCCCCAUGCUACAAUUUUUAAACCCCAACAGCCAUAUAAACGCUGCCUAAAAGAGACAUUUAAAGAUUUCCCACCAUCAUCAUUGCCAUUAAUUGAAACUCUUCUUACAAUUGACCCAGCUGAACGUCAAACUGCAUGCCACUGCUGCCUUAAGAAGUGAGGUAAGUUUUCUGUUUGUUAAACCUUCUUAAUCUUGUUACAUCUCUUUUGUACUCAUGCUUCACGUUUGGUCUUAUCCUAGGAUAUAUCGCUGGAAAAAAGUAUUAAAGUGUCUCAUUGUCACCUUACCAUCAUUUAUGUUGUAAUAAUGGAAUUUUACAUUCUGCAAAAAGGAUUGCUAUUUAACUUUUGAUAUAUACUUUUUGGCCCUUCUCAGUGCUAUCGGUAAACAUUCUACA